UCCAAGAGGGUUGCAUAAAUAUACAAGGAACCUGUAGAAAUAAGGAAAGUAUUUGUGGGUAAUACCCUGAUUAAAACACAAAAGGGAAAAGAAACUUUUCUUUGGGAGAUCCUAAUCAAGGCAUGAGCAAGAAUACCACUACUUCAAGCUUGUCUCCGAGGACAAAAGGGCCUGCUCCAUUUUUGUCGAAGACUUAUGCUUUGUUAGACGAAGGUGAAGAAGAAGAAGAAGAAGAAGAAGAAGGAGGUGCAGAAACUGGAAAUGAUAGCAAGAAAAUUGUUUCAUGGAAUGCUGAAGGAACAGGGUUCGUGGUAUGGUCGCCUGCCGAGUUCUCAGAGCUAACCUUGCCUAGAUACUUCAAGCAUAACAAUUUUUCUAGCUUCAUUCGCCAACUAAAUACAUAUGGGUUUAAGAAAACAUCAUCGAAAAGAUGGGAAUUCAAGCAUGAGAAGUUUCAGAGAGGUUAUAAGCAUAUGCUAGUGGAGAUAACACGGAAGAAAACCGAGCCAAGUGUGUUUCCUGCUUUCUUGAAGGCUUCUUCUGAUGAAGAUCAGAUUAAUGACAAUAUUGUUGUGGAAAAUAAUUGUCAAACAUUGAUGGAGGAGAACGAGAAUCUGAGGAGGGAGAAGGUGGAAUUGCAGACCCAAAUAGCCCAAUUCAAAGCUCUAGAAAUUAAGCUGUUGGAUUGCGUUGCUCAAUACAUGGGAAAUACUAGUCAUAAAGAAAGGAGGUUGUGCUAGCUAGCUAGUUAGGUGGAUUUGGUUUCUCUUUCUUCUGUAAUUCCUUUUGCCCUUUUUCCUUGUAGCCAAAGGUUAUUGCUGGGUGCUUGAGAAAGUGAAAAAAAAAAUGGUUUCAUUGUAGUCCACGGUCAUGGUCAUGGAACUUAUGAAAUACCCUUUGCU
Messenger RNA from Durio zibethinus, 902 nucleotides. Its product is annotated as heat stress transcription factor A-6b-like. Gene Ontology annotation, molecular function: DNA-binding transcription factor activity; RNA polymerase II cis-regulatory region sequence-specific DNA binding. The record is from RefSeq and is a predicted model, not a curated record. Lineage: Eukaryota; Viridiplantae; Streptophyta; Magnoliopsida; Malvales; Malvaceae. Gene Ontology annotation, cellular component: nucleus. Gene Ontology annotation, biological process: regulation of transcription by RNA polymerase II.